AUGGCUCGCUACCACUGUGCGCUGCUUCUGCUGGUGGCGGCAAACGCUUUCGAAGUCUGUCCAUACGCCGUGGACUAUGCUGUGCGGACCGGACAGAUAACGCAUCUGCCGGAUUGUGCUAGCGCCUGCCCCGGGAUGUGCCGCCUGGUGGACCAAGCUGUCCGCAUCCCGCGCGAUGAGGACCAGAUGGAGCGACUGGAUGAGCUCCAAUGCCAGCACCACCAGGUCUUCACCUGCGCCUGGAGAGAGUCGAAGUGUGAGAGCUUCAUGUUUCAACUGGAGUUCUGCCCACGGCACUUGCCGCAGCCAAUUUCAGGGGCAGGUGUGGGAUACCCGAACUGGAGCUACGCUCUGGGCCGGGAGGAGCCAGGCCCAAUCAUGACACUGCUGCUGGCACUGCUGGACCUAGUGCUUCGUCUCUUUUCCCCGCCAAAGUCGGAGAUCAUCCAGGUUCAUGUGCACGAUGUUCAGCAAGCGAACAUCUUGAUUAUGUGA
Symbiodinium sp. CCMP2592 is the source of this 495-nucleotide messenger RNA. The record is from the annotation of a GenBank genome assembly. Lineage: Eukaryota; Dinophyceae; Suessiales; Symbiodiniaceae.